GCGUAGAAGGAGAUUAUGUCACUCAUGGAUGUAGCGGUUCCGACUCCUGCUUCUUCAACAAGUAUCAAACUUCACAGCUGAUACCGGGGUUUUUUUCUCUUUAGGAUGACCUUAUCUGGACCGCGUUGUUAAACCUAAACGCGUGCAUUGUUUAUUAAAGGAGUUGAAAACAAUAUAAACUGAGAAAAUGCCGACGAUCAGAGAAGAAGGAAAAGACACGAUCAUAUUUGUCACCAAAGAAGACCACGAAGCUCCAAGUAAUGCUGAACUCGUGGAAGAAGAUCCAAAUGAUCCUUAUGAAGAAAGAGGCCUGAUUCUUCCCAGUGGAGAGAUCAACUGGAACUGUCCGUGUCUGGGGGGCAUGGCCAGUGGUCCAUGUGGCACUGAGUUUAAAGAGGCCUUCUCGUGUUUUCACUACAGUAAAGAGGAGGUGAAGGGGUCCGAGUGUCUGGACCAAUUUAGAGCCAUGCAGGAGUGUAUGCAGCGCUACCCGGAGCUUUACCCCCAAGAGGAUGAGAAAGAAAAGCAAGAACAAGCAACUGAGAGUGGGACAAACACCACUUCUGAGGGACAAAAGGACAAUGAUACAACAGAAUCUGAAGUUAAGAGCUAACACUGAAGAUGACUGGAACAGGGAUUAUAGUAGAAUCAUAUUUGGAUUACAGUAGUAUAUGAAACUAUAAGUGUGACUUGGGCUGCAACAGUUAAUCGGAAUAAUUGUGACUAGAUAAACAGUUAUAUAAAAAGUGUGCAAACUGAUCAAAAUCUGGACUAUACAGACUCUUAAACACAUCACAAAUACAAUGCUAGUAUUAAAGGUGAACUGUAACUUUCCUGAUGCAGUAGUAAUUGUUUACUUAAUUAAGUUCACUAAUUGGAAAAAAUACUUGCUGACUAUUUGACUACUAAAAUAAUUGUUAUUUGCAGCCUUAAGUGUGCCUGUCUGUUUGAAGAGUUUGUUAUAUUGUGAAACUUUGUUAUUGUGCUCUUUUGUUAAAUGCAGCUCUAUGGUCAAACUUUGUUACGUCCCAUCUACUUUUACCCCACCCAUUUUUCCUAUUGGUCAGCCUCAGAGUGACAGGUGGCUUUAACCAAUCGCAGUGAAUUGUGAAUUGCUUAGUUACUCUGAAUAGUACAUGCCAAUAUUGUAGCAAUGUUAUUCUGGUGGCUUCUAUGAAACAAUAUGUGUAAAAAUUUUAUUUCGCUCAUUUGACUCAUUCAACAAAUUCUAACAGAAAUGUUUUAAAAGAAAUUGUGUUUAAAAAAAACUAAAAAUUCAAAUGAAUAUCCAAUCAUUUCAUUAAUUUUGUUACCUUGUUUUGUUCAUUAUAAGUUGUCUGACUGUUCCAAACCUAGUUCAUUUUUGAUUCUUAUCAAACGAGAUUUUUUUCAGUUUUUGAUCUAACAUAUUGGAAGAGUUUGCAAGUUUAAGGACUGAGCAUAAACACAUUGUACUGUAUUCACAACGUCUGUAAAAACUGCAUCAUUUCUAAACCAGAUGUGAAACAUUUACUUGAACACAACUGAAGAAACUUAUGUGUGAGACUUUUAUAAUUAAAAGAUCUAUACCACUAUUUUAGGUUUGCCUUGCUUUAACAUUAUAUUUCUGUGCAGUUUAUUUUUAAAACUGCAUACUAAGGCUGUUUUGUACUUUUUCUGCCCUUAAGAAUUACUGUCGCCACUUGAUACUGUAUGCAAGAGGUCUAUUCCAUGUUAGAUUUUCAACCUCAGAAAAUGUUUAAUCCCAUGGCUUCAUUCUGCUUUGUAAAACUGGCCACAGAAAAUAAUAAAACCAAAUAAAAGGAAGAAGUCA
Messenger RNA from Boleophthalmus pectinirostris (great blue-spotted mudskipper), 1813 nucleotides. Its product is annotated as mitochondrial intermembrane space import and assembly protein 40-B-like. The record is from RefSeq and is a predicted model, not a curated record. Gene Ontology annotation, cellular component: mitochondrial intermembrane space. Lineage: Eukaryota; Metazoa; Chordata; Actinopteri; Gobiiformes; Gobiidae. The coding region runs from base 188 to 613 and encodes 141 amino acids. The transcript is spliced from 3 exons. Gene Ontology annotation, molecular function: protein-disulfide reductase activity. Gene Ontology annotation, biological process: protein import into mitochondrial intermembrane space.